Lodderomyces jiufengensis is the source of this 636-nucleotide messenger RNA. RefSeq names its product peptide alpha-N-acetyltransferase. The transcript has a single exon. The record is from RefSeq and is a predicted model, not a curated record. Gene Ontology annotation, molecular function: protein-N-terminal amino-acid acetyltransferase activity. Gene Ontology annotation, biological process: N-terminal peptidyl-methionine acetylation. Lineage: Eukaryota; Fungi; Ascomycota; Pichiomycetes; Serinales; Debaryomycetaceae. The coding region runs from base 1 to 636 and encodes 211 amino acids. Gene Ontology annotation, cellular component: NatC complex.
AUGAGUUCGAAGAUAGACACAAUAGAUGGAUUUUCGUACUAUCGAUUCAACAUCAAGGAGCAAGAAGAGUUUAAUCAAAUAUCAAAUUUAAUUUCAUCACAUUUAUCUGAACCAUACUCAAUUUAUGUUUAUUGGUAUUUUUUAAAUAAUUGGCCAGAAUAUUGUUUUACAAUUAAAGAAGAUUUGGAGUCAAAUAACAGUGGAAAAGAUGAUAUUAAUGACAACGCAAAGAUAACGCAUCAGAAGAUAAUUGGUGUAAUAAUUUCAAAAUUGGAACCACAUAGGCAAGUAAGAAAUAGAGGAUAUAUUGGGAUGUUGGUUAUUGAUCCAAAAUAUAGAAAAAAAGGAUUAGCUAAAAAUUUAGUCAAAAUAACUAUAAACAAAAUGAUUGAUGAGAAAGUUGAUGAAAUAAUGUUAGAAACUGAAGUUUUAAAUGCAGGUGCUUUAAAAUUAUAUGAAAGUUUUGGAUUUUUGAGAACUAAAAGAUUAUAUAGAUAUUAUUUAAACACUCAUGAUGCUUUUAGAUUGGUAUUACCAUUAAGUGAUAAAUCACAUACAAGGAUUGCAUUUUUACCAAUUAUUGUUGAUGAAAAUUUAAAUAAUCCUAAACAAGAUAAUCUAGCUAUCAAUGUAUAA